Desarmillaria tabescens is the source of this 2689-nucleotide messenger RNA. RefSeq lists its product as uncharacterized. The coding region runs from base 68 to 2458 and encodes 796 amino acids. The transcript has 5 exons. Gene Ontology annotation, cellular component: mitochondrion. Lineage: Eukaryota; Fungi; Basidiomycota; Agaricomycetes; Agaricales; Physalacriaceae. The record is from RefSeq and is a predicted model, not a curated record. Gene Ontology annotation, molecular function: 2-isopropylmalate synthase activity. Gene Ontology annotation, biological process: L-leucine biosynthetic process.
GUUUUUUACGACAUUCUAUUUUAGCACACGAUUCUGCUAAAACUUUUCUUUACUUCGAUCCACCACCAUGCCCAUGCUAGCCGACCCUUCCCAAAAGUACAGGCCGUACACCCCAUUGAACCUCAAAGAUCGUCAAUGGCCGUCGAAAACGUUCACCAAGGCUCCCAGUUGGCUGUCGACCGAUCUUCGGGAUGGUAACCAGGCCCUGGCCAACCCGAUGACCAUCGAGCAGAAGACGACUUUCUUUAGGGAGAUCGUUAAAUGUGGUGUCAAGGAGGUCGAGGUCGCAUACCCUGCUGCUAGCGACACUGAUUUCUCCUUCGUACGAGGUCUCAUCGAAAACAACGAAAUUCCCGACGACGUAUGGAUACAAGUCCUGACACCAGCCCGGGAAGACUUGAUAAAACGCACGAUUGACGCGGUCGCCGGAUGCAAGCACGCCAUUCUCCACAUGUAUAAUGCAACGUCCCCCUUGUUCCGAAAUGUCGUAUUUCGCAAUUCAAAGGAACAGACCAUCGAACUUGCCGUUACUCACACCAAGAUCGUCAAACAGCUGACAGAAGAGUGCACCGCAAAAUAUGGAACCAAGUUUCGCUACGAAUACAGUCCGGAGACAUUUACGCAAACAGAACCGGAUUUUGCAGUGGAGAUUUGUGAAGUCGUCAAAGCUGCAUGGGGAAAGGCCGGUACAGAUUUCGAGGACAAGAUCAUCUUCAAUCUUCCAUCAACAGUGGAGAUCGCCCCCCCAAAUCACUACGCCGAUCAGAUUGAAUAUUUCUGCAGCAAAAUAUCCGAGCGAGAGAAGAUUCUGGUCAGUCUGCAUCCCCAUAACGAUCGAGGCACUGGAAUUGCAUCGGCCGAACUUGGUUUCUUAGCUGGUGGUGACCGUAUCGAGGGCUGCUUCUUCGGUAAUGGAGAGCGAACGGGGAAUGUCGACCUCGUUAACCUCGCCCUUAACUUGUACUCCCAAGGGAUCCAUCCCAAUCUCGACUUCAGUGACCUACAAACUGCCAUCGAUGUUGUUACCCAAUGCAACGACCUCCCUGUUCAUCCAAGACAUCCCUAUGCUGGUGAACUCGUUUUCACUGCAUUCUCCGGGUCACAUCAGGAUGCCAUCAAAAAGGGGCUGGAAGCCCAGAAAAUACGACACGCGGACGCCGCAGCGAAGGGUGAACCCCAGUAUUGGGAGGUGCCGUACCUACCGGUUGACCCUGCAGACUUGGGCAUGACCUACGAAGCUCUGAUUCGUGUCAACUCGCAAUCCGGCAAAGGCGGUAUCGCCUACCUCAUCAAACAGAAUCUCCAGCUCGACCUGCCCAGGAAACUGCAAAUAGCGUUCUACCAGGUCGUCCAAGAGGUCUCCGACCGCGAAGCACGCGAGAUGACCGUGGAUGAUAUAACCACCGCAUUCCGAAAUGCGUACCACUAUGGCGGAUCUAAAUACAAAGGCCGUUUGUACCUACGGAACUUCAAAAUUUCCACCGAGCCCAAUCCAGAUCCUUCCGAUCACUCUGGAGAUGAAGCUGAGGUGCGUAAACGGUUCGAUGGUACUAUAUCUGUCGACGGCGUCCUACGCGUAGUGCGGGGUGACGGUAACGGACCCUUAUCCGCUAUCCUCGACGCUCUCCACACUUACCUACACAUCGACCUUUCCGUCCGCGAAUACACCGAACACACCUUAGACAUCGAAGAGGGCCAAAAUGCCCGUGCAGCCUCUUACAUAGAGCUCGUCCCCGCCGGCGACCGCAAAUCCGCACAAUCAUGGUGGGGUGUCGGUGUCGACUCUGAUAUCUCAGGCGCUGGUUUACGCGCAGUGAUCAGCGCGGUGAACAACGCUAUUGGGGAUCGUGAGCUUCCCGAGCUCAAGUUGACGGUCGGGUUCAACGCCAAGUCAGGUCAGGAAGACGUAGCAAGUGUUAUCGUCAACUCUCUCGGCUUAGAGCUCCCGCGGAGAUUCCAGGCUUCGUUUUUCGAAGUCGUGCAACGUGCAGCGAGGGAUGCAGGCGAAAUUUCUGUGGGGGCCUUGACAGAGCUCUUCAAGACGACAUAUGAUUAUGACGUCCUGACGCCGUCCCCCAAAUUCUCUGUGAAUACGUUCAAUCUCGAACACGUUGACGCGACCAAGCGCGUGUUGACGGGAGACUUUGUUCUAUUUGGCUCUCAGAGGAAGAUCAGAGGGGAGGGUAAUGGGCCUUUAUCGUCCUCUGUCAGUGCGCUACACUCUCACGUUGAAGGUACGCUAACUAUCCGGGAAUACUCGGAGCAUUCGAUUGGAGAGGGCGCUGAAGUCGUUGCUGCGUCGUACGUAGAGCUCUUGUAUGAACUGCCGGGAGAGAAGAAGAGGAGCUCAUGGGGUGUUGCAACGGAUGCUGAUAUCACGGCUUCCGGUAUCAAAGCAGUUCUCAGCGCGGCUGGAAGGCUGCAGCUGGUACCCAAAAAGGUUGUCAAUGGCCAUUGAGGGUGGGUUGAUAGGAGAAGUUGAAUAUUUGUGUAUUUCUUGCAUAUAAGACAAGAGCGCGCUCGAAUGACUAGCGCCAGGAACUUCAUUUUUCGUAAUAAAAUCAAACAUAAAGGCAACUCUCUGACAACGAUGAUAUUACAUGCAGGGUCAUUGGAAAAAAAAAAAAGGUAAAACCGCGUGUACAAAUUAUUUACUACAUAUCCGAAGUACUUGAACAUUAUGGGUAUC